Molecule: messenger RNA, 506 nt
Organism: Callorhinchus milii (elephant shark)
Lineage: Eukaryota; Metazoa; Chordata; Chondrichthyes; Chimaeriformes; Callorhinchidae
Product: prolactin-releasing peptide
Exons: 3
Coding region: 50-394 (114 amino acids)
Molecular function (GO): hormone activity
Source: RefSeq, a predicted model, not a curated record
UCCCACAGCACCAGUUGCAGUUUGCCUAGAAGACCAUCGCACCAUUUUGAUGGGUAAACUCUGUAACUCAUGGCCAUCCAUGAAUCAGCAGCAAGGACACAAGAGCGCGAAGCUGGCUGCUAUAUACAUGAUCAUGCUACUUCUGUCUGUGAAUGCCAGAGCUGCCCAGAGCAGAGGCUUGAGCCAUCAGAUCGACAACAGAAAUUCAGAAAUUGACCCUUUCUGGUAUGUGGAUCGUGGAGUGCGACCAAUAGGCCGGUUUGGGAAAAGACAGGUGAAAAGCAACAGGAGCCCGAGACCGGCUGUGAAUAAUCUGGAGUGGAUUCUGAGUGCCUUGAGAGAAGAGGAUGCAUUCAACUCUGACCAGCAGCAAGGGGGGGAAGACACUUACUGACACGCUCGGCAUCUGAAAGGCAAAGGCAGGAUUCCUUCCCUACCUCACUCUUUGUAUCUGUCUACUUGACAAUGUGCUUCUCAACUUGGUCUUUGUAACAUCAAAAAACAGA